Messenger RNA from Kickxella alabastrina, 1079 nucleotides. RefSeq lists its product as uncharacterized. Lineage: Eukaryota; Fungi; Kickxellomycota; Kickxellomycetes; Kickxellales; Kickxellaceae. The record is from RefSeq and is a predicted model, not a curated record. The coding region runs from base 72 to 875 and encodes 267 amino acids. The transcript has 2 exons.
CACAUAUGUUUAUAAACUGUUUUUAGUAGAUAUUUUUCUGUCUUGUCAUCUGCACUACAAUUUUUAAAAAAAUGUACGUUCCCACCAAGCGACGCCUCGCUAUGGAUGAUCCAUUUUUUGAUCUUGGCAACGCCGAAACAAACAUGUACUUUCACAUCAAAAAGCAUCCAUCCCCUAUCACCACCACAACCAACAGCAAAAACAGCGAUAACAGCAACAGUAACAGCGAUAAUGAUAACAGCAGCAGCGGCAACACAUCAGACGACAAUUCCGGGCAACAAGCAAUAGCCCAAAUAAACAAAGUCUUAGAAACCAACAUCGACACCCGAUACUUCUCCUUCUCCACGCGCACAAUUAUUUGCCACGAGCCGCCAUGCCAAGGAACCGCACACCCGGCCAUAUCCUACGAACUGCACUACGACCAAAUGCACCGCAAUAGCUGUUCCACAUGUAAUGCGAUAUUCCCCAGCUCUCACUGGUUGGAUCUGCAUAUUCAAGAAUACCACGAUAUGUUUUUUCAGGCCCAGAUUGCUCGCACAGAUGGUGGGCUGAAUUACUCAUGCUUUUUGCCCGCUUGUGUCGAGAUGUUUGAGAGUGCCGGGGAGCGCAAAGAGCAUAUGAUUGAAGUGCAUCGUUUUCCGCUGUCAUUUACGUGGGAUCUUGUUCAGGAUGGGCUUCGGCAUGCGGGAAGGGACGAUGACUGUGACGAUGACUGUGACGAUGACGAUGAUUACGACGAUGGUGAUGAUGAGUGUGCCGAGGAUAUGGAUGUUGAUCUGAUUACAGCUGGAUUUAAGCGGUCUCUGCGCAUCAGUGCUCCAGAAAAAAUCACGUUUGGAAGGCAUGAGGACAACCAAUAUCAGUACGACCAUUGAAAAUAACUAUAUUUCACACAAUGAUAAAAAUAGAUACAUUAAGCAAGGUAAGACAAGAAGUUGCUGCUUUCUGAGCAAAAGCCAACAGACCAAAAAGCUUGUAUAUUUCACAAAAAUGAGUUUUAACUAAAAAAACUAACCAUAGUACAAAACAGUCUAUCCCAAAGUUUAAAGCUCGUAUUAUAGUCCUCAUUUAACAAAACC